Molecule: messenger RNA, 274 nt
Organism: Dentiscutata erythropus
Lineage: Eukaryota; Fungi; Glomeromycota; Glomeromycetes; Diversisporales; Gigasporaceae
Source: the annotation of a GenBank genome assembly
GUCUUUAUCAAAGCGUAUUUAUCAAAUAUGGAGAGGGCAAGAACAUCCUAUUGACCCUACACAAAAUAUGUUUUCUUUGAAUCAGACUCAAAUAACUAAAAAUUCAACAGUAGGAAAAAAGAAUCUUAUAACCGAAACCCUUAUUGAUUUAAAUACUGAUUUGCCAAUAGAUAACACAGUGCCCAAUAAAGAUAAGAAAUCGUCUAAUACAAUGCCUCUAUAUUCUCAAAUUAAAUCUCACAAUAUCCAGCUUUCUAUUGAAUCGCAAGAUAUG